Chlorella variabilis is the source of this 2889-nucleotide messenger RNA. RefSeq lists its product as hypothetical. The record is from RefSeq and is a predicted model, not a curated record. Gene Ontology annotation, biological process: mitochondrial RNA processing; regulation of mitochondrial mRNA stability. Gene Ontology annotation, molecular function: RNA binding. Gene Ontology annotation, cellular component: mitochondrial matrix; ribonucleoprotein granule. Bases 1 to 2889 code for a protein of 962 amino acids. Lineage: Eukaryota; Viridiplantae; Chlorophyta; Trebouxiophyceae; Chlorellales; Chlorellaceae. The transcript is spliced from 15 exons.
AUGCACCGCCUGGGCAAGGUGGCGCGGCGGCGGCGCGAGGCGGAGCCGGGCGUGAACAAGAGCGUGGUGGCGCACCCCUGCUACCAGACGUUGGUGGCGCGGGUGGAGGCGCUGGUGCCACACUACCAGCCGCGCGGCCUGGCCAACACGAUGUGGGGGCUGGCGGCGCUGGGCGACGUGCAGCGCGCUGAGCUGGCGCGGCGCCUGGCGCUGGCCAUUGUGAGCCACCGUACCGCGCAGUACCGGGCGCAGGAGCUGUCCAACGUGGUGUGGGCCAUGGGCACGCUGGGAGUGCUGUGCCCCGAAGCGCUGGACCCGCUGCUGGAAGGGGUCGUGUCCCAGAUCGACGACUUCAUCCCGCAGGGGCUGUCCAACAUGGUGUGGGCGUGCGCGCACCUGCGCAACGGCACGCGCGGCUGCAUCGGGCCCACCAUGGGCGGCAACCCGCCCACCCACGUGCCCCGCGAGCUGCGCCCCGCCUGGCACCCGGCCCCCGCCUUUCUGGAGGCUGUGGCGGCGGCAGCCACACGCAAGAUGCCUGACUUCCAGUCGCAGACGCUGAGCAACCUGCUGUGGGGCUUCUGCAAGCUGGAUGUCUACCCGCAGCAGCUGUUUGAGGCGUCGGCCACGGAGCUGGUGGAGAGGUUCCGCACCCCCGAGCUGGCGCGCCAGUUCCGAGCCCAGGAGCUGUCCAACUCGAUCUACGCCUUUGCCCAGGGCAACAUCAUCCACGAGCAGCUGCUGGGCGCGUUUGAGCGUGAGCUGAGCACCAGCUGGGUGGAGCUGGAUGGGUCGGGGCGGGAGCGGCGCGUGUCGCGCCUGGACGACUUCACCUCCCAGGCGCUGGCCAACACGCUGUGGAGCUUCGCCUACCUGCGCUGGUACCCGGUGCGGCUGCUGGAGCCCAUCACGCGCGCGGUGGGGCGCAAGAUGCACACCAUGAGCAGCCAGGAGAUCUCCAACUCCAUCUGGAGCUUCGCCAAGUUUGCCUACCACCCGGGCCCCGUCAUGGCUCAGUACCAGGUGGAGGUGGUGCGCCGGGUGGCCGAGUUUGACGGCCAGUCGCUGACCACCACCAUGUGGGCCAUGGCCGCGCUGUCGGCCACGCACUGCGAGGCGUUUGUGAAGCUGGUGGAGCGGUUUGUGGAGCUGGAGCGCGCGGGGGGGUUCCAGGAUGUGCAGUACAACCAGGUGCUGCAGGCGGUGCUGCUGGCGCAGUUUGAGCAGCAGCGGCGGCCGGGCGAGUUCCGCGCCGACAUCGACCUGCCGGACGACAUUGUGGACACGGCGCUGCAGGCAUGGCAGGCACAGCAGCAGGCGAGCGCGGCGGGUGGCUGGGCCGCCAAGCUGUCCUCCUUCCAGCUGGAGGUGAGCGAGGCGCUGGGGCAGCUGGGCAUCGAGCACGAGCUGGAGUACCUCACCGCCGUCAACCUGCUGUCCGUCGACAUUGCCAUCGUCAAGGGAGGCAAGAAGGUGGCUGUGGAGGUGGACGGCCCCUUCCACUUCUCCGUCAACACCAGCUCCCCGCUGGGCCAGACCAUGAUCCGCCGCCGCCUGCUGCGCGCCGUGGGCUGGACCGUCAUCUCGGUGCCCUACCACGCCUGGUACUCCCUGCCCCUGGACCAGCGCGCCGUCUACAUGUCGCGCCUGCUGGUGCGCAAGGACGCCGCCUUCCACGACCAGAUCAUGCAGGUGUCUGAGGACCUUCUGUCGACUGAGCGCCUGGUGGACAUGGGCUAUGUGGAGCAUGUGUCUGAGGAUGAGGGGGAGGGGCAGGAGGCGACGUCAUCCUACCACGCGCUGCGCGCCGCUCCCGACGGCGGCGCCGGCGCCGACGAGCGCGCGGGCGGGCGUGAGGGGGAGGGCAGCGGCGGCGCGGGCAUCACUCUGGGCGGCAUCAUGCAGGCCGCCACCGUAGGCGACUCUGGCGGGCAGGCGGCGCCCGCCCAGGGAGCGGCGGCGGCGGCGGCGGGUGUCACAGCAGCUGGCGCUGCGGGCGGCCGGGUGGGGGGCCUGGGUCAGGAUGAGGAGCAGGCACAGGCGCAGCAGGCGCAGCAGGCGCAGGCGCCGCACCUCCAGUCGCGGGCGCUGCAGGUGGACCAGGUGGACCGGGAGAACCCGCUGCGGCCGCGGUACACGGACUUCUCGGGCAAUGUGCUGGAGGGUGUGGAGCCUUACCUCCUGCACGCCUCCCCGCCUGGCUACUCCUACCCCGCCGCCCGCCGCUCGCCCUCCCCGCCGCCCCCAGCCGCGCCCGGCCGGCGCGCCACCAGCGACGCCUCGCGGCCCGCCGCUCGGCGCAACCCGAUGGCGCGGCAGCAGCGGCCGCCCGGCGGCAGGUGGCUGCAGCAGCCUGGCGAGCUGCCGGGGCCGCCCAGCGGGCAGCCGAGGCAGGCGGCGCCUGCGGGGGCGCCCCAGCCGGCGCCGCCGCCGGCCACCGCGGCGCCGCCGGCCAAGCCUGUGCCUCGCCUGAUGCGGGCGCCGCCGCAGCCGCUGCCCACGCGCCAGGGCCCGCUGCCGUGGCAGGCGCCCGCGGGUGCGGGGCCGGAGGGGCAGCCACCCUCGGCGGCGGCGCCAGGUGCGGCGCAGGGCGGCGGGCCGGCCAAGGGCCUGCCCGCCACGCCCGCUUCGGUGCGGCACAAGGCGCAGCGCCGCGCCAAGCCUGCAGGAGCCGCCAAGCCGGCGGCGGCGAAGGCGGAGGCGGCGGGGGCGGGGCCGCCCUCGGGCGCCAGCCACGUGCUGCAGCUGGCCGCCAGGCUGUCGCUAGCUGACCUGCGGCGGCUGUGCGACACCAAGGGCCUGCCCUCGUACGGCACCAAGGCGCAGCUGGCCAGCAGGCUGGUGGCACAGCAGAAGGCGGAGGCGUGGGAGCAGCGGGAGCAGCAAUGA